AUGAAGAGCAGGGUGACACAAGUCAAUCAUGUUUCUGGUAAUGAAAGGAGGGAAAACUACAGUUCUCACCAAAGAAGUUCGUCUCCAGAGGACAGGGAUACAGAGCGUGACAGGUCUCCAUCUCCCAGAAGAAGAAGACACUCUGAUGACAGCAGAUAUGAUCAGGAAUAUUCUAGAAGGGAAUACUAUGAUGACAGAGCUUCAGAAGGAAGAAGGAUGGAAAGGGGGAGAGAGAGACACCAUGAGAAAUGGGAAGAGAGGGAAUCUGAUCGAAGGAGACAGAGAAGAUACUCAUCGCCUGACCAUAGGAGUCCAGAGAGGUCAACAGGCCAGAGCUCACUUGCUCAUGAUGAGGCAGCUUCAAAGAAGAAGAAAGAAGAAGUGGAUCCAAUCCUUACUCGUACAGGCGGUGCAUACAUUCCACCUGCCAAGCUCAGGAUGAUGCAAGAGCAAAUUACUGAUAAAAACAGCUUGGCAUAUCAGAGGAUGAGUUGGGAAGCCCUUAAGAAGUCAAUCAAUGGUCUUGUCAAUAAAGUGAACGUUUCUAACAUAGAAAAUAUCAUUCAUGAGCUGCUUCAGGAAAAUAUUGUUCGUGGAAGGGGAUUGCUAUCUAGAUCCAUUUUGCAAGCUCAGAGUGCCUCUCCAAUUUUUACCCAUGUAUAUGCAGCUCUUGUGGCAAUUAUCAAUUCAAAGUUUCCAAAUAUUGGUGAAUUGAUUCUUAAGAGGUUGAUACUGAAUUUUCGCAAAGGAUAUCGAAGAAAUGAUAAGCAACUCUGUCUAACAUCUUCAAAAUUUGUUGCACAUUUGAUGAAUCAGAAUGUGGCUCAUGAGGUUUUAUGUUUGGAAAUGCUCACUUUGCUUCUUGAAAGGCCUACUGAUGAUAGUAUUGAAGUAGCAAUUGGAUUUAUUAAAGAGAGUGGGCUCAAAUUAACAGAAGUUUCUCCUAGAGGUAUCAAUGCCAUCUUCGACCGUCUUCGACACAUUCUGCAUGAAUCUAAGAUUGAUAUGCGUGUUCAGUAUAUGAUAGAAGUCAUGUUUGCUGUACGGAAGGAUGGCUUCAAGGAUCAUCCAGUCAUACCAGAGGGGUUAGAUCUAGUGGAAGAGGAGGAUCAGUUUACACAUAUGUUGCCAUUAGAAGAUGACUACAACCCAGAGGAUGUUCUUAAUGUGUUCAAGAUGGAUCCGAACUUUAUGGAAAAUGAAGAGAAAUACAAAAUGCUGAAGAAAGAAAUUCUUGAUGAAGGUGACAGUGAAUCUGAAGCAGAUCAAGAGGGCGGAAGUAGUGAAGAAGAUGAAGAGGAGGAUGAAGAGGAGGAUGGAGAUGGUCAAAAAGUUACUGUCCAUGACAAAACAGAAAUCAACCUGGUCUCGUUCCGUCGUACAAUUUAUCUUGCUAUUCAAUCAAGCUUAGACUUUGAAGAAUGUGCUCACAAGUUGUUGAAAAUGGACUUUCCUGAAAGCCAGACUAAAGAACUCUGCAAUAUGAUACUUGACUGCUGUGCUCAGCAAAGAACAUAUGAGAAAUUCUUUGGGUUACUGGCAGGGCGUUUCUGCAUGUUAAAAAAAGAAUAUAUGGAAUCCUUUGAAGCUAUUUUCAAAGAACAAUAUGAUACCAUUCACCGUUUGGAAACGAACAAACUGAGGAAUGUUGCCAAAAUGUUUGCUCAUCUACUGUACACUGAUUCCAUUCCCUGGAGUGUCCUUGAAUGUAUAAUACUGAGUGAAGAAACUACUACAUCCUCCAGUAGAAUUUUUGUCAAAAUAUUCUUUCAGGAACUUAGUGAAUAUAUGGGACUUCCUAAUCUAAAUGCAAGAUUAAAAGAUGUAACAUUGCAGCCUUUCUUUGAGGGAUUAUUGCCUCGGGAUAACCCAAGAAACACUCGCUUUGCCAUCAAUUUCUUCACUUCUAUUGGACUUGGAGGACUAACGGAUGAAUUACGAGAGCAUCUUAAAAAUGCACCAAAGAUGAUAAUGACACAGAAACAUGAUGUUGAGUCAUCAGAUUCCUCUUCAUCUUCAGAGACAGACUCUUCCUCAGAUUCUGAUUCUGACAGCAGUAGUAGCUCAGACUCAUCCAGCAGCAGUGACUCCUCAUCUAGCAGUGGUGACAGCAGUGACUCAGAUGUUCCUAAAGCUAAAAGAAAGAGAAUGCAAAAGAAAAACAGAGAAUCUGAGAAAGUUUCCAGGAAAAAGCAAGAAAAGAGAAGGAAGUCACCUGAAAAGAAAAUGGGAAGGAGGCAGCAAGAGGAAAGAAGUGAUACUGAGAACAAAUCAGAAAGAAAUCAUAGAAAUGUGAGAGAAUCACACAGGAGGGAUGAUAUAUCAAGAUAUCAUCACAGAGAUGGGUCCAAUGACAGAGACAGUUACCAUAGUGGAAAGGAUAGGAACCACGAAAGAAGUAAGGAUCUAGAAAAUAAACACAGUAAUUCAAAACCAAAGAAAGCAGAGAGAAAAGCUUCUUUUUCUGAUAAUGAAAAUUACAGACACUGGAGCAAAGAUAAUGGACACCGCAGUAGAAAAAGAGAAAGAUCAAAAUCUGGAGAGAGAGGCCAUAAUAAUUCAAGUCCAAGAGAGGAGGAACAAGAAGAGCGAUACAGAAAUGGUUCAGAGAAGCACCGAGAGAAGUACAGCCGGUACUCUGAGGAGUACAGAGAGUCCAGAAGGAACGAGGAUAGACGGAGGGAGAAUUCCCCACACAGACGAAAAUAG
Chaetura pelagica (chimney swift) is the source of this 2709-nucleotide messenger RNA. It is a transcript of the gene CWC22, whose product is annotated as CWC22 spliceosome-associated protein. Lineage: Eukaryota; Metazoa; Chordata; Aves; Apodiformes; Apodidae. The transcript has 19 exons. Gene Ontology annotation, biological process: mRNA splicing, via spliceosome. The coding region runs from base 1 to 2709 and encodes 902 amino acids. Gene Ontology annotation, cellular component: catalytic step 2 spliceosome. Gene Ontology annotation, molecular function: protein binding; RNA binding. The record is from RefSeq and is a predicted model, not a curated record.